Orbicella faveolata is the source of this 2521-nucleotide messenger RNA. RefSeq names its product polyprenal reductase-like. Gene Ontology annotation, molecular function: 3-oxo-5-alpha-steroid 4-dehydrogenase activity. The record is from RefSeq and is a predicted model, not a curated record. Lineage: Eukaryota; Metazoa; Cnidaria; Anthozoa; Scleractinia; Merulinidae. Gene Ontology annotation, cellular component: endoplasmic reticulum. Gene Ontology annotation, biological process: dolichol-linked oligosaccharide biosynthetic process; polyprenol catabolic process.
CAUUCAAAAUGGACGUUCUCUUCGUGGGUUUGAGUUUCCUAAAUUUAGGUUGCUUUCUUGUUAGUUUGUUGUACUUAAUGAAGAGUUAUAUCCCUGAGUGGCUACACGACAUUUUUGAAUGGGGAAAGACUAAGCGUGAGUUAAAGCAAAGCAGCUGGACUCAGUGUCUCCAUGUCCCAAACAGCUGGUUCACUCAUUUCUAUGUUGCUGGAAGUUCUCUGUCAUGUGCACUUCUCUGGAUGUUGCUAAAUCAUUGUGUUUACAGUGAAACUUCAAUGACAGAUGGUCUAGCUCAAAUACUGGACCUAAACUACAAUCCUCAUGUCAACUGCUUCACUGUUCUGGUAUCUCUUCUUCUUCUGCUGGUACAGACUUGUCGCAGAUUGUUUGAAUGUUUGUUUAUCAGUGUGUUCUCAGGCAAGAUUCAUUUAUCACAUUUCUUGGUGGGUGUAGCCUACUAUUGUUUGGAUGUAACUUCCAUUGCUACAUCAUUCCUCAGAGUAGAGAAAAAAGACAGAGACUGGUGUAGUUCAUGUAGACUUUCUUUGGGUACCUUCAGCUGGUACCAAUACUUUGGAGUGUUCCUAUUUUUAUGGGCAAGCUGGCAUCAAUGGAACUGCCAUAACAUCCUGGCAAAGUUGCGACACUCGGCAAGUGGAAAAACAGUCAACUUGUACAGAAUUCCUUAUGGAGACUGGUUUGAGUCCGUUUCUAGUCCUCAUUACUUGGCAGAAAUCCUAAUUUACAUUUCUUUCUUUAUAAUACAAAAAGGACAGAACAUCUAUGUUGGACUGAUUCUACUAUACACUAUUCAGAACCUUUCACUUGGAGCCGCAGUUACACAUGAAUGGUACCACAACAAAUUCAAGGAUUACCCCAAAAAUCGUAACAGGAUAUUUCCUUUUCUGUACUAAGGUGACUGAAAUUGUUUUUGGGACUGAUCAAGUCUAAUUGAUCCUAAAACAAUGGUACUUUGUGUGAAUAUUACAACUACUGGUACAAAAUUAAACAAUAGCACUGGGAUAAAAAAAAGACUUUGUUAAAAACUAAACUUUGUGAUGGGGUGUAGUCUUGAAGGAACCUUUUUUGGCAAGACAUGGCAACGGUCCUAAGCCAUGUAUUUUUGUUUUUCAAACUGUCAAAUUCAAAAUUUUUUUCCAAUUUUUCGUCAGGUUUCUGGAAGUCUUGCCUUAAUAAUUAUUAUCUUUUGGAUAAUUAUGAAGGGGUUCUUUUUCUACUUCAGUGUAAUUAUGAUGUAAACCAGAUAAACAUUUCAUCCACUUUUUAUCAGGAUCUAUUAGUGCGGUGGUCAAAUAUAAGAAAAAUUGUAGAUCCAAAAUUAUUAUGUUUACAAAUAUAUUAUACGGAACAACAAAGAAAUCAAAAUUGAUGGUAAAAGUGUUUUUUAUAUAAAGCAUUACUUUUAUAUGAAUAUUAGAUAUACAAAUGAUCCGCUCUUUGACAAGUCAAAUAUUUUCUACUUCAAAAUCAACUGUAAAUGUGUUUUUUAUCUAAAGUAUUAUUUUUACAUGAAUAUUAAACAUACAAAUGAUCUGCUCUUUGACAAGUCAAAUAUUUUCUACUUUAGUGUAAUUAUGAUGUAAAUCAGAUAAACAUUUCAUCCACUUUUUAUCCGGAUCUAUAAGUGUCGUGGUCAAAUAUAAGAGAAAUUGUAGAUCCAAAAUUGUAAUGUUUACAAAUAUAUUAUAUGGAACAAAGAAAUCAAAAUGGAUGAUAAAAGUGUUUUUUAUAUAAAGCACUAUUUUUAUAUGAAUAUUAACUAUACAAAUGAUCUGCUCUUUGACAAGUCAAAUAUCGAGUCUUUUAAUGUUAUCAGAAGUGAGGGGUCGACAAGGUCCAACCUUUUAGUAUGGACAGGCCUGAGGCAAUCUGUUCCUUUGAAGUUGUGUGUUAACAUACCCAAUGUUGAGGUAAUUCUUGAUUUGAAAGUCUUAAAUGUUAUGACUAUAAGUUUAUUGUUUUCUUAUAAAACAAAAAUUGGAAAAGCCAAGUAAAUGGGUCAAGCUAAAGAGAGAAUUUAGCCUUGAUGACAACCAAGUUUCAGAGGCAUUUCUUUUGCCAGUGAGGGUUGCUAACAAACCAUAUCUACGCUCCUUUCAGUACAAAGUGUUGAAUUCUGUUCUGUUUAUUAAUGAACGCCUGUGUAAAAUAGGAUACGUUUCUAAUCCCAACUGCACAUUCUUUCAUCAACUAACAGAAACCAUAUCCCAUAUUUUGUUCAGUUGUCCUUUUUCAAAUUCUUUUUGGCAAGAGGUUAAUGAAAAAAUUUUGAGUAAAAUCAAGAGUUGCAGAAGCCUCUCGCUCACAUAUUGCGAUGUUAUUGUUGGAUCUUUUGAGGAAGAGAUGGAUCUAUUUUAUUAUAUAGUAAUUUUAGGAAAAUCUUACUUGUGGACUUGCUGAUGUAAAGAAACAUUACCUUCCUUAAAUUUUGGUAAUUAAAUAUGAAACUGAAAAACACAUAUAUUUCAAAUCAAAUAAAACAAAUUUGUUUAUUAAAGAA